This is a messenger RNA of Annulohypoxylon truncatum, 700 nucleotides long. RefSeq names its product Sm-like ribonucleoprotein. Gene Ontology annotation, molecular function: RNA binding. Bases 289 to 573 code for a protein of 94 amino acids. Lineage: Eukaryota; Fungi; Ascomycota; Sordariomycetes; Xylariales; Hypoxylaceae. The transcript has 2 exons. The record is from RefSeq and is a predicted model, not a curated record. Gene Ontology annotation, biological process: mRNA splicing, via spliceosome. Gene Ontology annotation, cellular component: U6 snRNP; U4/U6 x U5 tri-snRNP complex; precatalytic spliceosome.
AUUACAUCUCUAUUUUCUAAGAGGUUCAAAUCUUGGAAGCCGUAGUAUCCAUCGACGCAUUUGGAGCUGCCUGACUGACAGCCGCACCAAGCUUAAGGUUACGCCCUCCAAGCCUACCGUACCCAUUCUUCAAUCUACGUCUUUACAUCGUAAUAAGCUUCAGCCCGACUGCCUUAAUUGUCAAGAUGUCGAACCUCGGCGGGUAUAUCAACAGUAAGUCGCGUUGCUCUCUCUUUGACGGUCUCAAUCUUCAACCCGAAACAUGGCUUGCUGCGUGAAUUGUCUAACAUGCGACUACUAGAGAAGGUCUUGAUAAUUACGGCAGACUCACGGACCCUGGUGGGGAAUCUCUUAAGCUGCGACCAGAUGACAAAUUUGGUCCUCGGCCAGACAGUUGAACGUGUUAUCCGAACCUCCGACGACACAGAACCAUCCACAGAGGUUCCGUUAGGUCUCUAUCUUGUUCGAGGUGACAAUGUGUGCGUGGUAGGCUUGGUGGACGAGGCGCUCGACGAAAGCAUCAAUUGGCAAGAGGUGAAGGGCUCAGCAAUUGGUGGUAUCAAGCACAUAUAGGAGGCGGAUUUGGAAUCGCGUAUGAACCAAACCUUAAAGCUUUGGGUUCUUAAGAUCAUAGGUCUGGCGUUGGAGGAAGGAUAAUUGCAUUUACAGAAGAGGGGAUUCUUGAAGAUUCACACAUAGG